Molecule: messenger RNA, 1725 nt
Organism: Talaromyces marneffei
Lineage: Eukaryota; Fungi; Ascomycota; Eurotiomycetes; Eurotiales; Trichocomaceae
Exons: 4
Coding region: 1-1725 (574 amino acids)
Molecular function (GO): heme binding; monooxygenase activity; oxidoreductase activity, acting on paired donors, with incorporation or reduction of molecular oxygen
Source: RefSeq, a predicted model, not a curated record
AUGGAGUUUCAAAUAACUCAUUCUACUAUAAUUGCAUCGAUUUGUAUAUUUGCUGCCGUUGUUGCCCUCGUUUAUCGUGCAAUUCUUCCAAAGCCUAUCCCAGGCAUACCUUACAAGAAGGCCAGUGCUUUGUGUAUUCUUGGUGAUGUACUAGAUAUUAUCAAAUACCAAGAACAACAUCAUGAAAUCUGGUCUUAUGUUAGAGAUCUCGCUGCAGACCUCAAGUCCCCUGUUAUUCAGAUGUUCAUGUGCCCGUUCGGAAAGCCAUGGGUAAUUAUCGCGGAUGCUCGUGAGUCGCAUGACAUUCAGAUGACCCGCAAGGAUGAGUUUGAUCGCUCUAUGAUUACGGGAGAGGUCUUUGGUCCUAUCUUCCCAGAAAACCACGUCUCGUUUCCCAUUGGGGAGGCAUGGAGAUCCCACCGCCAACUCAUCAAGGACACAAUCUCUCCAUCUUUCCUCAACGGUGUUGUUGCACCCUCCAUUCACCUGAAUACACAAGACCUUAUCGCUAUCUGGAGAAAGAAAGCCAUGAUUGCCAAAGGCCGACCCUUCAACGGUGACAAGGACUUGUCUCGAACUGUGGUCGAUAUCAUUAUUGAAACCACCUUCGGUAUUAAAGCUGAAGCACUCCAAGUGCAAGAACAGCUCCUGGACCAGACCAUCCUUCCAGCGGGUGUUGAUGAGUCCGUUGACUUCCCUGCUGCCGAAGAUGCUGAAGCCUUUACAUCUAUUCGCGACUUGUCAGACAGUGUCCAGAUUGCCAUGGGCUCUCCCGUGCCAACUCUUUCCCUUAAAUUUUCCUUGGCCUUCAAGAAGCCACUUAUCUCCGCCAGAAUAUACACAGACAAAAUGAUCAACGAGCGUCUACAAUCCGCAUGGCGAAAGUUCUCGGGUGUCGAAGAUGAAGGUACCGUUAAAUCUGCUACUGACCUUAUUGUUCAACGUGAAGCACAAAUGGCAAGAAAAGAAGGUCGCGACAUCAAAAUCGACACUCAGGUUAUCAAGGACGAACUCUUUGGCUUCUACAUGGCUGGACAAGAGACAACGUCGACGACACUGUGCUGGGCUAUGAAGUACCUGACUGCCAACCCUGGUGUUCAGAACAAACUUCGCAAUUCUUUGAGAGAGGUUCACGAGAGAGCUCACCGAAAUGGAGCUCUGCCUUCUGCCCAAGAAAUAGCACAAGCCGAUGUUCCUUACCUGGAGGCGUUUAUCCAAGAAGUUCAUCGUGUUGGAAACUCCGUGAGCUCUAUUGUCCGCAUUACUACCAAAGAUGUUGUUGUACUCGGACACGUUAUCCCUAAAGGGACGGAUGUCUUUAUGCUCACCAAUGGACCUAGUUACAAGAGCCUACCUCUUGACGUCGAAGAGACUAUUCGUAGCAAGACCAGCCGUGAGAACAAGGAAAAGUUCGGCGUUUGGGAUGGUGAGACCAUUGGAAAAUUUAUUCCCGAGAGAUGGCCAGCAAAGACCGAGCAGGGAGAGAUUGUUUUCAACCCUAGUGCUGGAUACACGCACCCUUACGGUGUUGGACCCCGUGCUUGCUUUGGUAUGAAAUGGGCGCAACUGAUGCUGAAAUCAAUCAUUACGAUCAUCGUGUGGAGCUUCGAGUUUGAGCCAUUGCCUCCAGCAAUCGCUGACUUUAAGGCCAUUGAUGUCACCACCCACAGAGCAGAAUUUACAUAUAUUCGACCCGUCCCUAUCCAGCCAAUAGGUUUUCAUUAG